Staurois parvus is the source of this 352-nucleotide messenger RNA. The record is from the annotation of a GenBank genome assembly. Lineage: Eukaryota; Metazoa; Chordata; Amphibia; Anura; Ranidae.
AUGGGGCCCCCGGGCAAUAGGGGAUCAUGGGGCCCCUGUGUAUUUGCCCAAACUUAAAAAAGCCUCCAAAACACUCAUACUGUGCGACAUGAAUCUAAAUUGACCACAGCAGCUCUUUUAUUAAAGCACUAAUUCCAUGUACAGUGAUAACAAAAUUGCCAUACAACAUUACAACCAGGGGCGGACUGACAACUCAUGGGGCCCCCGGGUAAUAGGGGAUCAUGGGGCCCCUGUGUCCUUGCCCAAACUCAAAAAAGCCUAUGAAAAAGGUACCAGGGGCAUCUCAUGGGGCCCCCUACUGACCCCGGGCCCUCAGGCAGUGCCUGAGUUUCCAAAUGGUCAGUCCGCCCCU